CAAAUUUCCAUCAGCCUAGCACAGCGCUAGACGCAACCAAACUCAAUUUUUCCUAUUCGUUGUUAUUUUGAAAUUAGUUUUGGAUUUUGUUGUGCGCGAUAGUCGUUAUCCACGAAAAAAUUAUUAACCAACAUGAGUAUUGUGAAACGGAAAAGGUUGAUGGAUUGCAAGAAAGGCAAAGCUAAUGUCAAUGGAUCAAUAUUAUUAAGCAACACAUACGAAAAAGUAUUUAAGGAAUCAAUUGACAAUCCAGAAUCUUUCUGGGCCAAUGCAGGAACACUGGUCAGCUGGUCCAAGCCCUGGAAAAGGGUUUUAGACAAUAGUAGGGAACCGUUUACCAGAUGGUACGUUGGCGGAGAAAUUAACGCCUGUCACAACGCUAUUGACAGGCAUGUUGAAGCUGGCAGAGGUUCCAAGGUAGCUCUUAUUUACGAUAGUCCCUGCACUGGCGUUUCCAGAAAAAUUACUUACUCAGAGUUACAAGAAAAAGUUUCGAAGCUCGCUGGAUUGCUCGCCCGAUAUGGAGUAACAAAAGGCGAUACUGUUAUCAUAUAUAUGCCUUUAAUUCCAGAAACUGUUAUGGCUAUGUUAGCUGUAGCCAGACUUGGCGCAGUACAUUCUGUUGUUUUUGGAGGAUUUGCUGCUACAGAGUUAAGUACCAGGAUUGAUCAUGCUGAGCCAAAGAUAAUUAUUGCUGCGAGUUGUGGAAUUGAGCCAAAUAGAGUCUUGGACUACAUGUCCGAAUUAAACCACGCCAUAAGCAUUUCAAUUCACAAACCUAAGAAGUGCCUGGUACUUCAAAGAAAGUCUGUUUUUAUUGCUGAUUUGGAUCCAGAAAGGGACGUUGAUUGGGAAGAAGCCAUCAAAAAUGUUGAAAGCGUUCCGUGCGUACCAGUCGAAGCCAACGAGCCAUUGUAUAUAUUAUAUACUUCAGGGACAACAGGAGAACCCAAAGGUGUUCAAAGACCCAUAGGUGGACACUUGGUUGCAUUAGCUUUUACCAUGCAAACGUUAUAUGGAAUGAGUCCCAACGAUGUUUGGUGGUCUACCAGUGAUUUUGGUUGGGUCGUGGGCCAUUCUUAUAUGUGCUAUGGUCCAUUAGUUUAUGGUAUGACUAGCAUAAUAUAUGAAGGAAAACCUACGACUACACCUGAUCCAAGCUCAUAUUACAGAAUUAUUAAUGAGUACAAAGUCAACGCGAUCUUUACCAUACCUACUGCUCUAAGAAUACUGAAAGAAGUAGAUCCAGAAGCUAAAUUUGGAGCAGAAUAUGAUAUUUCUAGUUUGAAAACCAUUUGGGUGGCUGGAGAACAUUCGGAUAUGUCUUCGAAAAUUUGGGCUGAAAAAAUAUUUAAUGUUCCCAUUUACAAUCACUGGUGGCAAACCGAGACCGGUUCUGCUAUUUCUGGGACAUGUUUGGGAUUGGCUAAUCCCUGUCACGAUAGCAUGCUGACUACUGGUUUGCCAUUUCCUGGAUAUAAUGUACAAGUAUUGCUUAGAGAUGGCAGUCCUGCAAAAACAAAUGAACUUGGUAGAAUAGCAGUUAAGCUUCCGUUACCUCCUGGAGCAUUGUCAACUUUGUAUAAAGCUGAUAAUCGAUUUUAUGAGACGUACUUUACAAAAUACGCUGGGUUCUAUGACACAAUGGACGCAGGAUAUAUAGACGAAAACGGUCUUGUCUACGUCACUGCUAGAGCAGAUGAUGUUAUAAACGUAGCUGGUCAUAGAUUAUCCACUCUAGCUAUAGAAGACAUAAUUCUAUCUCACCCAGACAUUUGCAACGCUUGCGUGGUUUCAGUACCGGAUAAGAUCAAGAAUGAAGUACCUCUGUGCCUGUUUGUUGCGAAGAAAGAUGCUCUUCUGGACGACUACAUAAUAGCCGAAGAAUUAACAGCAAUGGUUAGGGAACACAUGGGUCCAGUUGCUUCAUUCCGAUUGGCUGUUAGUGUCAGAGGGUUGCCAACCACUAGAUCUGGAAAAAUCUGUCGGAAGUCCAUUGCUGAUUUAGCUAGAAAUAAAAUGAAGAAGAUUCCUGGGACUGUCUUAGAUCCAACAGUAUAUCCAGAAAUUGAAGAAGCCCUUAAGAAACUUGGUUUUUGUUCCUAGAUAAUAAUAAUUGUGUUCAGGUUGAUUUAGUUCAAAAAUAUUAUAUAAAUCAUAUUUCAUUAGUCAAGUUCAGAUUUACAAAAAAUUAAAACUACAAAAAUGCUAAGAGGGAUUUUUUAACAGGCGUGUAUGACCUAAUUUUAAUCAAAACAUUUCUGUCUUGAAGAACAGUUUUCCAAUUAAAUUUUUAGUGAUGAAUAUA
This is a messenger RNA of Ceutorhynchus assimilis (cabbage seed weevil), 2308 nucleotides long. The record is from the annotation of a GenBank genome assembly. Lineage: Eukaryota; Metazoa; Arthropoda; Insecta; Coleoptera; Curculionidae.